Molecule: messenger RNA, 1468 nt
Organism: Homo sapiens (human)
Lineage: Eukaryota; Metazoa; Chordata; Mammalia; Primates; Hominidae
Gene: SCGN
Product: secretagogin, EF-hand calcium binding protein
Exons: 11
Coding region: 190-1020 (276 amino acids)
Cellular component (GO): extracellular region; cytoplasm; transport vesicle membrane
Molecular function (GO): calcium ion binding
Source: RefSeq, marked reviewed
GCUGAGGGCUGAGGGACGGCUCAGCGACGCCACGGCCAGCAGCGCUCGCGUCCUCCCCAGCAACAGUUACUCAAAGCUAAUCAGAUAGCGAAAGAAGCAGGAGAGCAAGUCAAGAAAUACGGUGAAGGAGUCCUUCCCAAAGUUGUCUAGGUCCUUCCGCGCCGGUGCCUGGUCUUCGUCGUCAACACCAUGGACAGCUCCCGGGAACCGACUCUGGGGCGCUUGGACGCCGCUGGCUUCUGGCAGGUCUGGCAGCGCUUUGAUGCGGAUGAAAAAGGUUACAUAGAAGAGAAGGAACUCGAUGCUUUCUUUCUCCACAUGUUGAUGAAACUGGGUACUGAUGACACGGUCAUGAAAGCAAAUUUGCACAAGGUGAAACAGCAGUUUAUGACUACCCAAGAUGCCUCUAAAGAUGGUCGCAUUCGGAUGAAAGAGCUUGCUGGUAUGUUCUUAUCUGAGGAUGAAAACUUUCUUCUGCUCUUUCGCCGGGAAAACCCACUGGACAGCAGCGUGGAGUUUAUGCAGAUUUGGCGCAAAUAUGACGCUGACAGCAGUGGCUUUAUAUCAGCUGCUGAGCUCCGCAACUUCCUCCGAGACCUCUUUCUUCACCACAAAAAGGCCAUUUCUGAGGCUAAACUGGAAGAAUACACUGGCACCAUGAUGAAGAUUUUUGACAGAAAUAAAGAUGGUCGGUUGGAUCUAAAUGACUUAGCAAGGAUUCUGGCUCUUCAGGAAAACUUCCUUCUCCAAUUUAAAAUGGAUGCUUGUUCUACUGAAGAAAGGAAAAGGGACUUUGAGAAAAUCUUUGCCUACUAUGAUGUUAGUAAAACAGGAGCCCUGGAAGGCCCAGAAGUGGAUGGGUUUGUCAAAGACAUGAUGGAGCUUGUCCAGCCCAGCAUCAGCGGGGUGGACCUUGAUAAGUUCCGCGAGAUUCUCCUGCGUCACUGCGACGUGAACAAGGAUGGAAAAAUUCAGAAGUCUGAGCUGGCUUUGUGUCUUGGGCUGAAAAUCAACCCAUAAUCCCAGACUGCUUUGCCUUUUGCUCUUACUAUGUUUCUGUGAUCUUGCUGGUAGAAUUGUAUCUGUGCAUUGAUGUUGGGAACACAGUGGGCAAACUCACAAAUGGUGUGCUAUUCUUGGGCAAGAACAGGGACGCUAGGGCCUUCCUUCCACCGGCGUGAUCUAUCCCUGUCUCACUGAAAGCCCCUGUGUAGUGUCUGUGUUGUUUUCCCUUGACCCUGGGCUUUCCUAUCCUCCCAAAGACUCAGCUCCCCUGUUAGAUGGCUCUGCCUGUCCUUCCCCAGUCACCAGGGUGGGGGGGACAGGGGCAGCUGAGUGCAUUCAUUUUGUGCUUUUCUUGUGGGCUUUCUGCUUAGUCUGAAAGGUGUGUGGCAUUCAUGGCAAUCCUGUAACUUCAACAUAGAUUUUUUUGUGUGUGUGGAAAUAAAUCUGCAAUUGGAAACAAAAA